CACCAUAAUAAUAAUAAUGCAGAAAAUACAAGAAGACGCUAUUGUUCACUUGUUUAGUACACGAGAGGAAACAAUUUUGUUUUAAAAAAGUUAAUUGUGAUAUUUGAUAAAAUAAGAUGCCGUACGCUAAUCAGCCAUCCGUUCAUAUCUCAGAUUUAACUGAGGAAAAUGUUAAAUUUCAAGUCGAAGAUACGGAAUUAAGUGUUGCAAAUAGUAUGAGGCGUGUCUUUAUCGCUGAAACUCCGACUAUGGCCAUCGAUUGGAUACAACUGGAAGCCAAUUCUACUGUUUUAAGCGAUGAAUUCUUAGCACACAGGAUUGGAAUGAUACCUUUGAUCAGUGAUGAUGUGGUUGACAGAAUACAGUAUACAAGAGAUUGUCAAUGCAUGGAUUUUUGUCCAGAAUGUAGUGUAGAAUUUACUUUAGAUGUUAAAUGUAUCGAAGAUCAAACCAGGCAUGUAACCACUGCGGAUUUUAAAUCAAGUGAUCCUAGAGUAUUGCCUGUUACUUCUAGACAUCGGGAAGAUGAUGCAAGCGAAUAUGGAGAGACAGAUGAGAUAUUGAUAGUAAAGCUAAGAAAAGGACAAGAAUUAAAACUUAGAGCAUAUGCAAAGAAAGGUUUUGGAAAGGAACAUGCAAAAUGGAAUCCAACUGCAGGUGUAAGUUUUGAAUAUGAUCCAGAUAAUUCUAUGAGGCAUACUUUAUUUCCUAAACCAGAUGAAUGGCCCAAGUCAGAAUAUAGUGAAUUAGAAGAGGAUCAAUAUGAAGCACCAUUUAAUUGGGAAGCCAAACCAAAUAAGUAUUAUUUUAAUGUGGAAAGCAGUGGCGCCUUAAAACCUGAAAAUAUUGUCAUGAUGGGAAUUGCAGCAUUGAAAAAUAAAUUGUCGAAUUUGCAGACACAAUUGAGCCAUGAAGUCCAAAGCGAUGCAUUAAGCAUUCAUCAUUAGAUUUUAGUUUAUAUUUAUAUGUAAGAUCAAAUGUAUCUUAUGUAUUUUAUGAAAUAAAGCAAAAAAAAAUUUUA
Linepithema humile (Argentine ant) is the source of this 1021-nucleotide messenger RNA. It is a transcript of the gene RpII33, whose product is annotated as RNA polymerase III subunit RpII33. Gene Ontology annotation, biological process: DNA-templated transcription. Gene Ontology annotation, cellular component: RNA polymerase II, core complex. The record is from RefSeq and is a predicted model, not a curated record. Gene Ontology annotation, molecular function: protein dimerization activity. NCBI's taxonomy places the organism in Eukaryota, Metazoa, Arthropoda, Insecta, Hymenoptera, Formicidae.